GUGUUACCACUUCCGGUGCACUGAAGGUUUUCCUGCACGUGCGUCCAAUGUUUUUAACGUGAAUACUUGAUUUUUUUUUUACACAAUCUGGGACAGCAUUGUGUUACUUUACUGGGGCAAACAUGGAUCUUGUCUCUAAGGAUUUAUAUAUUCAAAAUCUUGCUAGUAAGGUGUUUUCCCAGCGACCACAACUGGAGCCAAAGAAGAAACGUUUUGGCAAUUUAAAAGGUGCUGCUAAAGAUAAUACCCUCACUAAGAAGAAAAAGAAACUGAGGAAAAAACCUACUCCAAAGCCUCAACAGAACAAAACCACAACCAGUCCUGUAACUCAGAAGAUUGAUAAAACAAGUGGUGAAGUCAAAGCUAAACCCACACAGGGGAAUACAAAUCUGAAGAAAGAUAAUGUGGAGAUUACAUUUUCUGGGGUAGAUCUGCUGCGUAAGAGGCUCCAUGAAAAGAUUGAAGCGGCCAGGGGACAGGGUCCACCAAAGGAUGCUUCAUCACCAGAGGUACAAGCCAAGAGGGCGAAGCGAAAGCUUGAGCGGGAACGCAAAAAAAGGAAGAGAAAAGAGAUUCAAAUGAAGAAAUUGUCUGAAAAAAGUGAGGUAGAAACAAAACCAGAGAUUAAACAGGAGGGUGAAAUUGCAAUACCUGUUAGUAAGAGGAAUGAAACUGCUAUUGUGUUCAACAAAGUGGAAACAGUAGAAGAGGGAUUUGAAGACAAAAUGGUAAAGAAGCAAAAUAAGAAAAAGAGUUUAAAGGGCCAAAUAACGCCACUAACUGGGAAGAACUACAAGCAACUGCUCAGUCGUGUGGAAGCACGUAAAGCUAAACUUGAGGAGCUGAGAGAGAAGGAUGCUGACAAGGCACUUGAGAUGGAGAAUAAGAUAAAGUGGACAAACAUGCUAUACAAAGCAGAGGGUAUUAAAAUUAAAGAUGAUGAAAAGAUGCUGCGUAUCGCUUUAAAAAGAAAGGAAAAAAGGAAAACUCAGAGGAAAAAGAAGUGGGACCAGCGCAGUGAGAAUGUGAUAGAGAAGAUGCAGCAUCGACAAGACAAGAGAAAAAAGAACAUUUUAAAGCGCAAGAAAGCCAAAGUGGAGAAAAAGAAGGACAAAGCACGAAAAAGAGGCAGAGUCCUCCCAGAGGAUUUGAAAAAGGCUGGCAUUUAAAGAACAUUGUUUAUAUUCAU
Periophthalmus magnuspinnatus is the source of this 1189-nucleotide messenger RNA. It is a transcript of the gene surf6, whose product is annotated as surfeit 6. The transcript has 4 exons. Gene Ontology annotation, cellular component: nucleolus. The record is from RefSeq and is a predicted model, not a curated record. Lineage: Eukaryota; Metazoa; Chordata; Actinopteri; Gobiiformes; Gobiidae. The coding region runs from base 123 to 1169 and encodes 348 amino acids. Gene Ontology annotation, molecular function: DNA binding; RNA binding. Gene Ontology annotation, biological process: ribosomal large subunit biogenesis; ribosomal small subunit biogenesis.